AUGCCUACUGAUAGAGCUUUUAACUUAUACUCCAAAUCGGCGAGCAAGAAAAAAUCCAGCAAGCGCCAACCUGGGGAGGGUUGCAGCAAUCCCUCCGCGAAGAAGGCUCGAACAGGGGAUCCUCCUACGCCAACUCCCACCAAAGAGACAACUCCUCCGCCAAUUCCUGUCAAAGAGACAACUCCUCCACCAACUUCUGUGAAUCAAAAUCCCCCAGCUCCAGUCGAACAGACUUCUCCUGCAGCACCUGCUGACCUCACUCCUCCAGCUUCCACUGACCAGACGCCUGCUGGUCGCCCAAAAGAAGCCUCAAGAGAAGAUCUUACGAGCGUGGUGCUCAAUUCAGCCAAAGAUAGGAUGACCAAGAUAACAAAGCACCGUCGCAGUCGAGAGGCCAUCUAA
This is a messenger RNA of Humulus lupulus (European hop), 402 nucleotides long. RefSeq names its product classical arabinogalactan protein 9-like. The transcript has a single exon. The record is from RefSeq and is a predicted model, not a curated record. Lineage: Eukaryota; Viridiplantae; Streptophyta; Magnoliopsida; Rosales; Cannabaceae. The coding region runs from base 1 to 402 and encodes 133 amino acids.